Molecule: messenger RNA, 2110 nt
Organism: Nicotiana attenuata
Lineage: Eukaryota; Viridiplantae; Streptophyta; Magnoliopsida; Solanales; Solanaceae
Exons: 2
Coding region: 303-1958 (551 amino acids)
Source: RefSeq, a predicted model, not a curated record
CCGAGAAUUAGCCCUGUUUCACUCUAGUCUCGUCUUCUUCCUUUGCCGGACAAGACAUUACAUUUUCUCCUGUACUUAGGAUAACAAACAAAGGUCCCAUUUUAAGCUUCUUGUCACACCAUUUUUCUGCAAACAACAGCUAAAAAAUAACCAAAACUCCUCUCUGUAGUAUUUUACUCUAUCAAUGAUACAGCAGAAAGACACACAUUGCUUGCUAAAAGAAAAAUGCAACUUUAGCUUUUAAUUCUGGAUCUAAAAUUACCCCAUUAUUGUUGAAACGAAAAUUACCCCAAAAACCAAAAAUGGGGGUUUUGGUAGAUACUUGGUGUUUCUGUAAUGGAGGUGGCAAGUCUGAGAGAAUGAAAGCUUCUAUUUUUUCUACUAAAGGUCCUUCUAUGGCCCACAUAGCUGCUAGUGGCACUGGUUUCUUGAUUCACAGGAAUCUUUUGCUCACUACUCACCUUAUUCUCCCUUCUGUUGCUGCUGCUGAAGCUGCUGAGAUCCAACUUCAAAACGGCGUCGCUUCUUCCCUUUUCCCUAACAGAUUCUUUAUUACCAGUUCUGUAUUAGAUCUGACAAUAGUGGGCCUUGAUGUCAUGGAUGGAGACGCAAAUGCACAUGUUCAGCAGCCUCACUACCUUAAAACCUGUUCCAAACCUAGUCUGGAGCUGGGUAAUGUGGUUUACCUCCUUGGGUAUAGCGAGAAAAAAGAGUUGACUGUUGGUGAAGGAAAAGUAGUAAUAGCGACUGAUAAUCUUAUAAAGCUGUCAACUGAUGGCAUAAGUUGGAGCCCAGGUACUGCUGGUUUUGAUGUUCAUGGCAAUCUUGCGUUCAUUGUAUGUGACCCUAUGAAGCUUGCAACAUCCUCACACUCAAAAUCGUCAUCCGCUUCACCAUCCUCUUCAUCGUCAAAGAAGGUCUGUCCCAUGCAAUUCGGUAUACCCAUCCCCAUCAUAUGUGACUGGUUAAACCAGCAUUGGGAGGGAAACCUUGACGACAUCAAUAAACCCAAGUUACCAAUAAUUCGGUUAAUGUCAGCUGGUCAAAAGAGUGAGCAUUCAUGUGCUUCCUUCACAAUGAGGCGUGUUUUUAAGUCAACUGAAGCUGAAAAUGGAGAGACUCCAUCAUCAUCGAACCGAUUGUCAAAGCCUAGAGAGCACUCUGGACCAAGCUGUUCUGCCGUUGCAACUAAUAUGGAAGACGAAGCAUUAACUACUGAUCCUCAUGCUGUACAUGGAAUUCGAACUCCUGAAAUUUACGAGUCACCAAAUUUAACUUCAGUACCAGUUAGGAAGAAGGAAGGUACUCACAUCCAGCUUUUGAAUAUUAACUUCCCACCAAGGAUUGCCAAAUUUCCUGAUUCGGCUCAACCUGCCAGAAAAAUCACAUCCAGCUUUGGUGAAAAUUUUGUCAACAAACCUCCCUUGCAGCAGCCAGUAAGAGAAGACAAACCAAAUGAUAUGUGGCAGUCCAACCCGGUGGCAGAUGCUGAGAUUGCUUCAACUGGAUCCGUAAACGGGGUCCAGAGUGAAGUUCAAUCAAGUUCUUCUCCUAUAAAGAUGUUGGAAAUGGAAAAUGGAUACAGCAGUGAUGGACAGAUAACAAUGUACUCUGCUGAAACUGCUGAAAGCCGAAAUAUUCCAAGUCCAAGAGAGGGAAGGUUUCAGCAAGUAGGGAGGAGCCAAAGUUGUGUGAACUACAAUAGGUGGGGAACAGUCCAAAAUAAUUCGGGUGCUCGUCGAGCAAUGCUAGAACAACAAAGGAGCGGUAUGCAAGGAAGAAAGGUCUACUCCCAAGGAGCAACUUCACAAAGGAGCAAUGACUAUUACAGCCCAACAGUGUCUUCAAUCAUGAAGAAAAGAAACAACUUAGAGCCACCAAUUAGACGAAACAGCUUAGAGCCACCAACUAGACCUCGUCAAAGUGCUGUAAAUUCAUCACCAAGAUGGAAUUUCUGAUUUACAAACUUUAGAUAAAUUCAUUCUUUAAGUCAAGCUCUCCUUUUUUUGGGCUUACACUGUAACUAUAUAAUGUGACUACAUGUGCAAAGGAAAUCCAAGAACAAGAAGAAAAUUUUGGUAUAGGCAGUCUAAUAAUUUCUGCUAUACAG